This is a messenger RNA of Cynocephalus volans (Philippine flying lemur), 7145 nucleotides long. It is a transcript of the gene FNIP2, whose product is annotated as folliculin interacting protein 2. Lineage: Eukaryota; Metazoa; Chordata; Mammalia; Dermoptera; Cynocephalidae. Gene Ontology annotation, cellular component: cytoplasm. Gene Ontology annotation, molecular function: protein-folding chaperone binding; ATPase inhibitor activity. The transcript is spliced from 18 exons. The record is from RefSeq and is a predicted model, not a curated record. The coding region runs from base 181 to 3642 and encodes 1153 amino acids.
CCGACCGCCGGCGGCCCGGGCGCCGAGCAGAGUUACUCAGCCGCAGCGGCCCCGCGCUCCCGCAAGGCUGGGCGGCCGCGCCGCCGCCGUCGCGAUGGCCCCGCCGCCGCGGCCGCCGCCCCCGACUGCGCGCUGAGCCGCCGGCCCUCCGAGCGCCACGGCCGGAGCGGCAGCAGCAUCAUGGCCCCGACCCUGCUCCAGAAGCUCUUCAACAAAAGGGGCAGCGGCGGCAGCAGCUCCGCGUCGGCGUCUGCCCAGGGCAGGGCUCCCAAGGAAGGACCCGCCUUUAGUUGGUCAUGUUCGGAGUUUGACCUGAAUGAGAUUCGCCUGAUAGUUUACCAAGACUGUGAAAGAAGAGGCAGACAAGUCUUGUUUGAUUCUAAAGCUGUUCAAAAGAUUGAAGAGGUGGCAGCUCAGAAAACAGAGGAUGUCCCUAUUAAAAUGUCAGCCAAGUGCUGUCAAGGAAGCAGUAGUAUCACCAGCAGCAGCAGCAGCAUCUCUUCCCAUAGUUCUUCUGGAGGAUCUUCACAAUAUUCUAAGGAGCAGCUUCCAAAGUACCAGUACACAAGACCAGCUUCUGAUAUCAAUAUGCUAGGGGAAAUGAUGUUUGGCUCAGUUGCAAUGAGUUACAAAGGCUCCACCUUAAAGAUACACUAUAUACGUUCUCCUCCACAACUGAUGAUUAGUAAAGUCUUCUCUGCCAGAAUGGGCAGCUUCUGUGGAAGUACAAAUAAUUUGCAAGACAGCUUUGAAUACAUCAACCAAGAUCCUAAUUUGGGAAAACCGAACACAAAUCAGAAUAGUUUGGGUCCUUGUCGUACUGGAAGUAACCUAGGUCUGCUACAAGCAUGCAGCAGCAAACUGCUGCAGGGGGUAGCUGAAGGAGGACCUCUCCGGCUCACCCGGAGUGCUUCUUUCUUUGCAGCACACAGCACACCAGUUGAUAUGCCAAGCAGAGGACAGAAUGAAGACAGGGACAGUGGCAUUGCUCGCUCAGCCUCAUUAAGCAGCCUUUUGAUUACACCUUUUCCAUCUCCAAGCUCCUCUACAUCCUCUUCCAGCAGUUACCAGCGCCGCUGGCUUCGAAGUCAGACAACAAGUUUGGAAAAUGGCAUCAUUCCAAGAAGGUCAACUGAUGAGACAUUCAGCUUGGCUGAAGAAACCUGUAGUGCUAAUCCCGCCAUAGUUAGAAGGAAGAAAAUUGCCAUAAGCAUCAUCUUUUCCUUGUGUGAGAAAGAAGAAGCACAAAGGAAUUUCCAGGACUUCUUUUUUUCUCAUUUCCCCCUGUUUGAAUCUCACAUGAACAGGCUGAAGAGUGCAAUUGAAAAGGCCAUGAUAUCCUGUAGGAAGAUAGCAGAAUCAAGUCUCCGAGUCCAGUUUUAUGUAAGCCGUCUCAUGGAAGCUCUGGCAGAAUUCAGAGGGACUAUCUGGAACUUAUAUUCUGUUCCAAGGAUAGCUGAACCUGUAUGGCUUACCAUGAUGUCCAGCACUUUAGAAAAAACCCAGCUCUGCCAGCGCUUUCUCAAGGAGUUUACCCUUCUGAUAGAACAGAUCAACAAAAACCAGUUUUUUGCUGCCUUACUGACUGCAGUGUUAACCUACCACCUGGCCUGGGUUCCGACUGUCAUGCCUGUUGAUCACCCUCCCAUUAAAGCCUUCUCAGAGAAACGUACCUCUCAGUCAGUGAACAUGCUGGCCAAAACACAUCCAUAUAAUCCUCUCUGGGCACAACUGGGUGAUCUUUAUGGAGCCAUAGGCUCUCCAGUGAGACUGACUCGCACUGUGGUGGUGGGGAAACAGAAGGAUUUGGUCCAGCGCAUACUUUAUGUCCUGACCUACUUUCUUCGUUGUUCUGAGCUACAAGAGAACCAGCUGACCUGGAGUGGGAACCACGGUGAAAGUGACCAAGUUUUAAAUGGGAGCAAGAUCAUAACAGCCUUGGAGAAAGGAGAAGUGGAGGAAUCUGAGUAUGUGGUGGUUACAGUGAGAAACGAGCCUGCUCUUGUUCCUCCCAUCCUGCCACUAACAACAGCUGAUAGAAGGAACCCCGGGCUCACAGAGUUAACUGAGACCCCACAGGGCACUGACAUUAGGUACCUGGAUCCCAAACCUGAUGAAGAAGGAAGCAAGAGGCCAGAGCAGAGUUCUGAGGCUUGUAGCAUGGGAUUCCAAGAGCGAGCACCAGACAGUUCUUGGAAACCUCAGGGUGCAUUUUGUGGGGAUGAAGAAAGUAAAAAAGAAGAAUCACAAGAUGGCUCUUCACGAUUUUCCAGUUGUGUAGUCCUGGGGGCAGGAAUGACCGUUGAGCAGCUGCCUUUCAGUGAGGAGUUGAAAGGGGAGAUGCCUAAGAAAUCUCCAGACCGGUCAGCAGCCUGGCCUUGCCCUGACAGACAUUCCCAAGAGAAGCCUCCCUUAGAAAAGGUCACUUUCCAAAUUGGAAGCUCCAUAUCUCCAGAGUCUGACUUUGAAAGCCGCACAAAAAAAAUGGAGGAGCGACUACAGGCCUGUAGACGAUAUCCAGAGUUAGCCAGUGGUCUCUCGGCUGAGUCCAGGGUGGCCACUGAUAUGGCUGAGGACCAGCAGGUUUCUAGGUACUCCUUCAUACCUGGCUUUCAACAGAAUGUCUGCUGUCCUCAGGAUCAGUCGUCUGAGGGGGAUGAAGGUGAAGCUGAUGGAAGUUUUGCUGAGGACAGAGGCAUGAGGACUGGCAUCGUGGCAGAUGCUGCCAGGCAACUCCACCAAACUUCUGACUCAUUUGCACCUGGUGACAGUGCGACAAGAACUGGACCAAGAACGCUGGAGAAGAUGAGAGCUUUGUAUUUGAAGGAUGCAGAAGCACCUUUGUUGGAGCCUGUUCUAAACAGGUGUGUACAGCAGGACUCUGGCCUCUUGGUUGCUGCAGAUGUCCCCUGUGGGGAUGCCGAGAGGAAGGCCGACUUCAGGAUUGAAGGAGAUAUUCCUAGAAACGAAAGCUCGGACAGUGCUCUUGGAGACAGUGAUGACGAAGCAUGUGCUUCAGCCACGCUGGAUCUAGAGCACAGCGGUGACAGGACUGAAGCGUCCUUGGAAGUGGAGCUGCCUCUGCCAAGGUCUCAGAGCAUCAGCAACCAGAAUGUAAGAAACUUUGGCCGCUCACUUCUGGCAGGUUACUGUCCCACAUACAUGCCUGAUCUGGUGCUUCACGGGACCAGCAGUGAUGAGAAGCUGAAGCAGUGCCUGGUGGCCGAUCUUGUCCACACAGUACACCAUCCAGUGCUUGAUGAGCCAAUAGCUGAAGCUGUCUGUAUUAUUGCAGACACGGAUAAGUGGAGUGUCCAGGUAGCCACCAGUCAGAGGAAAGUGAUGGACAACAUGAAACUAGGCCAGGAUGUUUUGGUGUCUAGUCAGGUGUCCAGUUUACUUCAGUCCAUUUUACAGCUUUACAAGCUUCACCUCCCUGCUGAUUUUUGCAUCAUGCAUCUUGAAGAUAGACUACAGGAGAUGUACCUUAAAAGUAAAAUGCUGUCUGAAUAUCUUCGGGGACACACACGAGUCCACGUGAAAGAAUUAGGUGUUGUACUGGGGAUUGAAUCUAACGACCUUCCUCUGUUGACUGCUGUUGCCAGUACCCAUUCUCCUCACGUGGCUCAGAUACUCUUAUAAGCUAAAGCUCAGGACAGUUCUUCCUUGAAAGAAAAAAAAUCAAAUUCUCAACUGAAGGAGAAAAGAAUAAGCUUUGUAACAUCAGUAUAAGAGCAUAAGAGCAGCAGUCAUUCCACCGUUUCGUGUUUUUGUUUUUAAGCAGAUGCUUCAUUGGAAGACUUAGGUUUAUUUGACAUAAUGGCAUUUCUGUUUUUCGUGAACACUUUAGACCUUGUGUUACCCAUGAAUCAAUGGAGAGUGAGCUUUCUGGUAGAAGGAAAUGUAAGCACUACACUAAACACUAAGCUGUUGGUACCGAUUGCCUUGCGCUGUUUGGGCAGAAUAAGGACGAGUGACUUUGGAGCAGAGAGGUAAACAAUGUACAUAACAUUCCAGUAGAAAAAUGUUUCAGAGUUUAAGCGUGAGCUCUCCAAACUGGAGAAAGCAUAUUCUGCUAUUCUAAGAAGACAGUCAGAACAACGACUUUGGAUUCCAGAUCGGAGUUUGCUUUUUACAAAGAAAGCCACAUUGUACCAUCUUCAGCUCUGGUGGCUGUAACAGUUACUGUUCGACAAAAGAAAUAGGAAAGAGAUUUGCCUGUUGGGAAGAGAGAGUGCUUUAGGGACCCACUGUUUUCAUUUCUUCUUGGAGUUUACUUUGUUUCAGCUGCAGCCACAACUAGGUCAGAGAUGGAUCGUUGGUGCAAUAAACCCAAGAAUCGAUGUAGCAUCUUAACCCCAUCAAGAUGUAGUUUGUAGCAGCAAAGUGUGUAUAGCCUGAUAUCAUAUAUUUUAUCCUUGUAAUACUUCAGAGCUUUCAGCAGCCUCUUAAAGAGAGGCCAUUUACCAAAGUUUUUUCUAUAAGCUCGAGUGUGUUUCUGUUGGUAAAUUCUUCCAGCCGAAGCUACUUUCUUCCUAUCAUAGUUAAUACAAAUGACUAUACUUUAAAAGGCACAGCUGUCCUGGUGGGAAAUGAAACCUGCAACAGUUCAGGAUGACUAAUGAAAGUAAUUUGUUUGAACAUUUAGCAACAAUCCAUAUGAGAUCUAAUCUUUUACAUUAUCAUCUCUGUUCCUUCUAAUUUCUAUGUUCUUUUCAAAACAUCUUUCAGAAAUUAAUUUACCCAUCAAAUAAAACCUAGCAAAAUGAAGAAUUAUUAGCCCAGUUCACUUAAAAAACAAAACAAAAAGAAACUUUAAUUUUCUGUUAAUAUAAAAGAAACUUAGUUUACUGACAAUGAAACAGACUAUGUACUAACAUCCAGGGUGAAGUAAAAUAAUUUUUUAAGAAAUUGAUCAUUAAAAUACAGGAGCUAAUAUAGAAAAGCAAAACAUUAGCACUUUGCAGAUCUUGAGUUUAAUUAAUUAUAACCAGGCUCUGAUUUCCUUUCACUGUUAUAUGAAUUCUAGUCUUUUCCAUGUAUCCUUUGUACCUAAGAAUAUGAAGUAACCUCCCCUUUAGGUUUUAGAAUGACUUCAAAUUUUCUAGUUGAUAAAAUCCUGAUCCUAAAUACCAAGUUACGUGAGUUCAUCUCUUUAUUCUUUUCAAAUGCAGGUUAUUUGUUUGAAAGAGUAUACCAGCAGUACCAAUGGAGAAAAAUCAGUGUGUUAUUUCUUAGGACUAGGUCAGAGCUGCUAUCUUUCCCUUUCUUUUUUUUAAUGACAAAAAUCACAGAUGGGUACAUGAAGGCCCUUAAGAUCUUUAGUUUUCAUUUGAUGUCCUUCAUAAAAUUGAAGUUUUUCAUUCUUUUUAAUUCUUCUCUAUUUCCUUUUGCCUAACAUUCGAGUUUGGUGUUUUAAAUUAUCUAGUUCCAUGACAUCAUUGUUUGCUAUUAUGUUACAGAAAGAGAACGAACCUCCCCCGUGGCUCAGCUCACGCAGCAUUCGUUUUUCAUUACGUUUGAAUGAAUUGUCAUCGCUGAUGUUACAGCAUUUUCAUCUGCACUAGUUUAAAGCAUUCCCUCAUCUCCAGUUCUCUUUUCUUUGUUUACACAUUUUGGGCACUUUCCCUCAUUCACCACCUUCCAGGGUUUUGUAGAAAAUAACUUGAUACAAAAUCAAUUCAGUUCUAAUGUGUAUAUAGUGGCAUGUUGAAAAUUAGACCCACAUAGGGGAAAUUAAGCUUUUUUUUUUUUUUUUAACUGUAUUUAAAGUCUUAAGGAAAUUAAGCUUUAAACGGCUGAUUCUAAACUCCAUACAUAAAAAAUUUAGCCCGGCCCCCUCAAAGCCGGAGAAAAUUUAAUUUGCUUCAAUCUGAUGUCCACAACUCUCUCUCCAAAAAUGUGUUGGAAGACUACAGGUGGGUCAUAUGUGGGGGUUGUCUCAGCGACGCUCAGGAUUCCAGUGAGAGCCUAAUCCUCAUAUCUAUUGCCUACAAAAACAGACCACGAAUGUUGCUGCUCUUUUAUAAUCCUUCUUUAAAUAUUUAACACUCAAGGUUUUUUUGUCUUAAAUUCUCACAGAAUUGUGUUGAGAUACACCCACUGACACAUCACGCACCACCCAGUGGCUUCAUUCUGUCUUAGCCGGAGAGGCAAGAAAGGGAUCCCACCCUCUCCCAUGCCCACCUCGAGAAAAAAGUAAAUACUUAAAAAAACAAAGACAUCUACCUCAGUUGACAGGAUUCCACCUUUAGGGUUUCUUCAACUUUUAAGUCUUACCUGUUGAGUGUAACUUUUGUAGCAUCUUGCAUUUUGAAGCCAGCUAGUGAGGCAUGACAGAGCAGCAGUGUGUCGAUGUUACUGUGAUGGACCUCUUUCUAGCAUGUUGCAGUUUUAUUUUUAAUAAAUUGAUAAGUGAUAUGAAUGUAAAGAUAAUUGUGUAUGUUUGAAACAUGACAAUGAAAAUUUUAAAUGUAGCUUCCAUACUUGUGCAUAAUUCCAAAGUAUUUUAUUUUUAUCAGUGUUAAAUAGCUUUUUGUACAGGCUUCAAUCCAUUUUUCUGAAGUGUGCUGUUUUUUAAUGAAAGUAACUAUAAUCUUUUCACAUCCCAUGGAACUGCCGUUUACACAUUGCAACUUUUUAAACUUACCAUAUUUUUCAAAAUUAACUUUUUUGGAGGGAGUAAAAUCCCCACUUGCUAGAUAAUACUAAACCAUUGUUUGGGCUCUUAUAAUUAGGUCCUGAGAUUUUAUAAAAAUGUAGUCUGUAGCUUUUUAGGUUCUUCACUAGAGUUGGUUGUACAUAAAAAUAAAGAAUAUAAAAUGACCCCAGAAGUCCUUUAAAUGUCUGGAUUUUUCCACUAAUAUGUACUUUUGAGAGUAUUUUGUUCAUGUAUACUUUCACCAUUAAAUUGAAAAAGUCUUUAGCUUCUCUUGGUAAGUGUGAGCCAUUUGUUUUUUACUUUGUUUGUACUUUGGGGGAGAGGAUAUUUUAAUAUAAUUUUUGCCUAAAUCAAGCAGCCCCCUCUGAAUGUUAAUUUUUAAAUAUCAAAAUUUGGUGAACCAUAUAUCUUGGAAAUGAGCUUGCAAUAUGCUUAAAUUUAAGUGUUUUAAAAAGGAGAAAAUUCUGGGAUUUAUUAUUAUUGA